AUCCUCAACAGGUUACGGGCCCAGAGACAGUGCUACGGACAUUGAACAAUUAUUGCAAGUGCUGAAGAUAAUAUAGGAAGUGUGUGACUAGUGUUAUCAAACAUGAGUGUGGCAAAAGUAUCCUGUAUAGACUCGCUUAGCAGGGAUAACUACGACACGUGGAAAAUACAGAUGAGGGCAUUGCUGGUAAGAAACGAUCACUGGAGUUAUGUAUCUGGCGAGAUAAAGCAGCCACGGAUAGAUGAUGGGGACGAAGCAUCCACGAGAGCUGUAGAAGCCUGGACUAAAGGUGACAGCAAGGCGAUGUCGGACAUAAUUUUGUCAAUAAGCCCCUCAGAAAUCAAACAGGUAAAGAACUGUAAUACAUCCAAGGAACUGUGGCAAAAGUUGGAGGGUAUUUACCAAUCAACCAGAACACUGCAACGUAUGGAAGAGGGACAGGACAUACGAUGUCAUUUAAACUCAUUUUUCGAUGCAGUUGACAAGUUAAAUGACAUGGAUGUAGAAAUCAAUGCAGAUCUAUUAGCGAUAAUGCUAUUAUAG
Messenger RNA from Acanthoscelides obtectus, 543 nucleotides. Lineage: Eukaryota; Metazoa; Arthropoda; Insecta; Coleoptera; Chrysomelidae. The record is from the annotation of a GenBank genome assembly.